AUGGAGGCUCAAAGCCAGUCUCAAAGUCCCUCUGAAUGUAGCCAGUGUGGAAAGAAAUUCCAACGCAAGGCACAUCUGCUUCGACAUCAACAGCAACUGAUGUUCUCCGAGAUCAUUUCAGCAGAUGCGACCAUCGCGGCUCAGCCGCUAUUCCAGAUUCUUUAG
This is a messenger RNA of Sclerotinia sclerotiorum 1980 UF-70, 165 nucleotides long. RefSeq lists its product with no specific name. The transcript is spliced from 2 exons. The record is from RefSeq and is a predicted model, not a curated record. Bases 1 to 165 code for a protein of 54 amino acids. Lineage: Eukaryota; Fungi; Ascomycota; Leotiomycetes; Helotiales; Sclerotiniaceae.